Miscanthus lutarioriparius is the source of this 672-nucleotide messenger RNA. NCBI's taxonomy places the organism in Eukaryota, Viridiplantae, Streptophyta, Magnoliopsida, Poales, Poaceae. The record is from the annotation of a GenBank genome assembly.
AUGUACUUCCGGCCGCCGCCCAAGGGCCCGGAGUGGUACGCCGGCGAUGCGGAGACGGGGCAGGCGGCGCACCUGCUGUACCCACUGAUGCUGGAGGACUCGCGCCUGCGGUGGGCCUUCAUCCGGAAGGUCUACAGUAUCCUGUCCAUCCAGAUGCUGCUCACCGUCGCCGUCGCCGCCGUGGUCGUGUACGUCCGCCCCGUCGCGCGCUUCUUCGUCUCCACGCCCGGCGGAUUCGGGCUCUACAUCUUCCUCAUCAUCCUCCCGUUCAUAGCUUCGCCGUCGGCCUCACCUGCGCCUUCACCAAAGGGAGGUGAUCCUGGAGUCGGGGAUCCUGACGGCGGUGGUGGUGCUGAGCCUCACGGCGUACACCUUCUGGGCGGCGAAGCGCGGCCACGACUUCAACUUCCUGGGCCCGUUCCUGUUCGCCGCCGUCAUGAUCCUCAUGCUGUUCGCGCUCAUCCAGCUCUUCUUCCUCUCGGCCGCAUCUCGCUCAUGGUCUACGGCGGGCUGGCGGCGCUCAUCUUCUGCGGAUACAUCAUCUACGACACCGACAACCUCAUCAAGCGCUACUCCUACGACGAGUACGUCUGGGCCGCCGUCGCGCUCUACCUCGACGUCAUCAACCUCUUCCUCUCCCUCCUCACGCUCUUCCGGGCGGCGGAUUCGUGA